This is a messenger RNA of Linum trigynum, 240 nucleotides long. Lineage: Eukaryota; Viridiplantae; Streptophyta; Magnoliopsida; Malpighiales; Linaceae. The record is from the annotation of a GenBank genome assembly.
AUGACAACGAGUGUCGUGGUCCCGGACUCGCCUUACCUUGAGGUGGUGGAGAUUUUGCCAUUGACGAUUAAGAAGAAGCACAAGGGGGGCGGGGAUCUCUCUUCCGCAAAACCUGGGUCGCCUAGGGUUGAACUAGCAGAUCAACAAGGGGGAUCUUGGUUGGGCUGGGAGAGUGUGGACUUUGAAGAGCUGCGAGAUUGGGUUUCACGUGGGCAGGACUUGGGCAUGAUGAUUUCAUAA